This is a messenger RNA of Candida tropicalis MYA-3404, 690 nucleotides long. RefSeq names its product cyanamide hydratase. The record is from RefSeq and is a predicted model, not a curated record. The coding region runs from base 1 to 690 and encodes 229 amino acids. NCBI's taxonomy places the organism in Eukaryota, Fungi, Ascomycota, Pichiomycetes, Serinales, Debaryomycetaceae. The transcript has a single exon.
AUGUCAGAAUACGGAUUUGUUAGAAUCACUAGAGUUGUCGAAGAAGCAAUCGCAUCCCCAAGGGAUCCAACUCCACAACUAAACACUCAGUUGCCAUUAGAUACACCAUUAGCUAAGUUUGUGUACGAUUAUGCUAAGGAAAAGCUUCCAGUUGAAACUUUCAAUCAUUCGGUCAGAGUUUACUUUUAUUGUGUAGCUAUUAUCAAGGAUCAAUUUCCUGAAUGGGAUUUAAACUACGAAGUUGUAUGGGUGACUAGUUUGUUGCAUGAUAUUGGAACUACCCAUGAGAAUAUGAACACAACCAAAUUAUCGUUCGAAACAUGGGGUGGUAUUUUGUCCCGUGAUUUGAUUUUAAGUAAAACCAACGGUAACAAAGACUAUGCCGAUGCAGUUUGUGAAGCAAUUGUGAGACAUCAAGAUUUUGGUAAUGUUGGUUAUAUAACCACGUUAGGUUUGAUUUUGCAAAUUGGUACUAUGUUGGAUAAUGUUGGUGACCAUAGCCACUUGAUACAUAUAGAUACUCUUGAUGCUGUUAACAAAGCAUUUUCAAGAAACAAUUGGUUGAAUUGCUUUGCUGAUGCUAUUGAUUAUGAGAACAAGUUGAAGCCAUGGGGCCAUACCACUGCAUUAGGGAGUGAUUCAACUAGAACGCGUAUUCUUAGUAACAAGCUUAAAUACGAAAAGUUGUAA